Messenger RNA from Panicum virgatum (switchgrass), 2563 nucleotides. RefSeq lists its product as uncharacterized. The record is from RefSeq and is a predicted model, not a curated record. The transcript is spliced from 3 exons. NCBI's taxonomy places the organism in Eukaryota, Viridiplantae, Streptophyta, Magnoliopsida, Poales, Poaceae. Bases 155 to 2197 code for a protein of 680 amino acids.
CUCCCCCACCACCUCGACGACAAGGAGCCCCCUUCCCACACCUCCCUGUCCCUCCGCCUGCCAGCUCCACCACCCUCUGCCAUGGGCCAGGCCCUAGGCGGCUAGCCCUCGCCGCGUGCGCGUCCACCCGCCCGCCCCAGCACAGCACAUAGGCAUGGAGCCGCACCCGCCCGCCCCCGCAGCGGCAGCGCCAGGAGGGGCCGAGCCUGCCGCCGUGGAGGAGCCGCUUCUUCCUCUUCCUGGGGCCAGAGGCGCGGCGGAGGCGGCGGCGGGCCGGGAGCCGGUGCCGCUGCGGCUGCGCCUCGGGAGGGCCAGGCGCCGGGCGGGCCCCGGCACGCCGGCGCCCUCGUGGAAGAUGGAGGACGACGACGAGGGAGCGCGGGGGGAUGCGGCGCCUGCGGGCGCUGCGUUGGCGGCGGCUAGGAGGAGCUCGGCCUCGGCCUCGGCGCGGCAGCUGGGCGCCAGCCUCUGGGAGAUCCACGACGUCGCGCGGGGGCCUCGCCGGGACAGGCCGCGGGGCGGGAGGGGCGUCGCCGCCGGCCGGGACCGGGAGCACGGCGGCGGCGGCGGCGGCGGCGGCGCGGAAUUCGACGAGCCGCAGAGUUCAGGUGGCAUUGGUAGGCACCUUGCAGAUUCAUCAAUGAAACACCAUAAGCUGCAUCAAGAAAGGAGCCACAGAAUACAACCCUUUUCUCCUGCAAGUUUUACCAGCUCAGUUGGGGAAUCCAAUGUAAAUCAGACUAUUAGUCCAACUCGUUCUCUGGAUAUCAUGGGUAGAUCUAUGAGGGCGGGUUAUGGCCUUCAAACAUCGACAGAACUAUUGAAGGUUCUAAAUCGAAUUUGGAGCCUGGAAGAACAGCACACUGCUAACUUGUCAGUAGUUAAAGGAUUGAAAUUGGAGUUACAGCGGGCUCAGACGCAUAUUCAAGAACUCAUGCAAGAGAGACGGCGGUACCGACAUGAAGUUUCAUCACUAAUGAGGCAACUCUCUGAGAACAAACUUGUUAGGAAAAACAAGGACCAUGGGAAGAUUGACACAUUUGCGCAUUCUCUGCAAGGUGAACUAGAGGAUGAGAGACGUCUCAGGAGACAUUCUGAGGACCUCCACAGGAAGUUAGGCAAGGAGUUAUCUGAAAUAAAAUCAGCAUUUCUCAAGGCAGUCAAGGACCUUGAGAAAGAGAAGAAAGGAAAUCGUCUCUUAGAAGACCUCUGUGAUCAGUUUGCAAUGGGCAUCAGGAACUACGAAGAAGAACUCAGGGUGGUAAAGCAAAGAAAUGUCAAGAAUUAUGAGCUUAACUUCGAUAAAUCAGUGCUCCAUAUUUCAGAAGCAUGGCUUGAUGAGAGAAUGCAAAUGCAAAAUAUUGCUGUAAAAGAGGACUUGGCUCAUGGAACUACAAUAACGGAGAGGCUCAGCAGUGAAAUACAGGCUUUUCUCCUUUCCAAAAGAGCAGAUAGCUCUAAGAACAAUGAAAAACAUAUAAAUGAUAGUACUAGACUGCGUCGGCAAUCCCUAGAGUCUGUGCAUUUGAACGGAGCCACCAGUGCUCCUCAGCUUGCUGAAGAUGAUGAUGAUGAUUCUGUUGCUAGUGAUUUGCAUUGCUUUGAACUGAACAUGCAUGAACAUACAGGGCCUCGCAGAAGUGACACAGGCGGCAUAGACGUACCUAAGAGAAGAUCAGAGCAUCCUCACAGUAUGGCUGCUGAAGGUUCACACAUGUCCAGUAUGCCAGUUUAUUCACAUAAAGACACCACAAGGUCCAGUAGCAGCAAACUGCAGCAUGCCAGUAAAAUACCAGAAAUCAACUCACAAAGCAAUGCCAGAAUUACUCCUGCAGAAGAGCAAAAUGGAACCACAAGCGCCCAAAUUACUCGAGUAUCUCACAAUGUGUCAUCAAAGAACAACCAGGAUGCUCAUCAUGCUGAUUGCCUGGGGCAGGAAUCCUUUGACCAUUUCUCCAGAACAAGUCUCUUUUGUGAAGGCACUACUUCAGGGGAUUUAGGUAAUCUCGGCAGCCCAACGCGACAACAGAAAUACCAAUGCACAUCUUUGGACCCUGAGAUUUUGGAAUACUCGCCUGAACAGCCAGUAGGUGUGAUGGAGAACACCCUGAAGGCAAAAUUACUGCAAGCAAGGCUAGAGGGGCGACAUGCCCGAUUGAUGGCAUCAUCUGGCUCCUUAACAAGCAGGAGAAAAUGAGAGGCCUCCUAACUGGUGCAGGUUCUGGCAUUCAAGGCCCUCUAGGAAGAAAUCAAAGGUGUAAUAUAGCUAACUUGUAUCUACAAAACUUCCUUUGGUUCUGUCAAUUAGUUCGGUAUCUGUGUUCAUCGAACAUGAUUUUUCUAAACAUGCAAAUCCUAGCUCCAUAUGUGAUUCAUCUUCCACGCAAAUUAGGCUGGCUGUUAGACGCCGGCAUGCUAUAGGCUAAUAGCUCAAGACUUCGAGAAGGAUUUUGGUUAUGGCACCUGUGUCUUGUUAACUUCCUAAUAUGAUGUUUAGCAGUCUAUUUUGAUGUACAUGUACAUUUGAACUGCCAAGUCUUCAGGUUUCUGGAAAGUUUUAUAA